Messenger RNA from Manis javanica (Malayan pangolin), 1721 nucleotides. Its product is annotated as keratin, type II cytoskeletal 6A. Lineage: Eukaryota; Metazoa; Chordata; Mammalia; Pholidota; Manidae. The record is from RefSeq and is a predicted model, not a curated record. Gene Ontology annotation, cellular component: keratin filament. Gene Ontology annotation, biological process: intermediate filament organization; keratinization. Gene Ontology annotation, molecular function: structural constituent of skin epidermis.
UCUGCCUGCCUACCUUCAGGAACCAUGACUACCAGGUCCACCAUGAGUAGCCAAAGCAGAAGCCAACGCGGCUUCAGUGCCAGCUCAGCCACAGUACCCGGGGUCUGCCGCUCCGGCUUCAGCAGCAUGUCCGUAUCCCGAUCCAGGGGCAGCGGUGGCCUCGGUGGAGCGUGCGGGGGAGCUGGCUUUGGGAGCCGCAGCCUCUACAGCCUGGGGGGUUCCAGGAGGAUCUCCACUGGUGUGGGCAGCUGUGCCAUUAGUGGCGGAUAUGGUGGCAGAGCUGCAGGAGGCUAUGGCUUUGCAGGUGGAGUCGGGAGUGGAUACGGUUUCGGCAGUGGAGCUGGUGGUGGCUUUGGGCUUGGUGGUGGCGCUGGCUUUGCUGGAGGGUAUGGGGGCCCUGGCUUCCCUGUAUGUCCCCCUGGAGGCAUCCAAGAGGUCACCAUCAACCAGAAUCUCCUCACUCCUCUGAACCUGCAAAUCGACCCCACCAUCCAGCGGGUGAGGACUGAGGAGCGGGAGCAGAUCAAGACCCUCAACAACAAGUUUGCCUCCUUCAUCGACAAGGUGCGGUUCCUGGAGCAGCAGAACAAGGUCCUGGACACCAAGUGGACCCUGCUGCAGGAGCAGGGCACCAAGACUGUGAGGCAGAACCUGGAGCCUCUGUUCGAGCAGUACAUCAACGACCUCAGGAGACAGCUGGAGAACAUCCUGAGGGAGCGAACCCACCUGGACUCGGAGCUGAGGAGCAUGCAGGACGUGGUGGAGGACUACAAGAACAAAUAUGAAGAUGAAAUCAACAAGCGCACAGCAGCAGAGAACGAAUUUGUGACUCUGAAGAAGGAUGUGGAUGCUGCCUACAUGAAUAAAGUUGAACUGCAAGCCAAGGUAGACUCUCUGACAGAUGAGACCAACUUCUUGAGAGCCUUCUAUGAAGCAGAACUGGCUCAGAUGCAAACCCACAUCUCAGACACAUCCGUGGUCCUGUCCAUGGACAACAACCGCAACCUGGACCUGGACAGCAUCAUCGCCGAGGUCAAGGCCCAGUACGAGGAGAUCGCCCAGAGGAGCCGGGCUGAGGCUGAGUCCUGGUACCAGACCAAGUAUGAGGAGCUGCAGGUCACAGCUGGCAGACACGGGGAUGACCUGCGCAACACCAAGCACGAGAUUUCUGAGCUCAACCGCAUGAUCCAGAGGCUGAGAUCCGAGAUCGACCACGUCAAGAAACAGUGCGCCAACCUGCAGGCCGCCAUUGCUGAUGCUGAGCACCGUGGAGAGAUGGCCCUCAAGGAUGCCAAGAAUAAGCUGGCUGAGCUGGAGGACGCCCUACAGAAGGCCAAGCAGGACAUGGCCCGGCUGCUGAAGGACUACCAGGAGCUGAUGAAUGUCAAGCUGGCCCUGGACGUGGAGAUCGCCACCUACAGGAAGCUGCUGGAGGGCGAGGAGUGCAGGCUGAAUGGGGAAGGCAUCGGACAAGUCAACAUCUCCGUGGUGCAGUCCACUGUCUCCAGUGGCUACGGCAGCGCCAGUGGCGCCGGCAGCGGCCUGGGUGUGGGCGGAGGCGUGGGCUACUCCUAUGGCAGUGGUCCCAGCCUCAGAGGUGGCUUCAGUUCCGGCAGCGGCAGAGGCAUCGGGGGUGGUCUGAGCUCCACUGGAGGCAGCAGCUCUACCAUCAAGUAUACCACUUCAUCCUCCAGCAGGAAGAGCUACCAGCACUGAAGUCC